Messenger RNA from Melospiza melodia melodia, 735 nucleotides. RefSeq names its product olfactory receptor 14J1-like. Gene Ontology annotation, biological process: G protein-coupled receptor signaling pathway. Gene Ontology annotation, cellular component: membrane. NCBI's taxonomy places the organism in Eukaryota, Metazoa, Chordata, Aves, Passeriformes, Passerellidae. Gene Ontology annotation, molecular function: odorant binding; G protein-coupled receptor activity; olfactory receptor activity. The record is from RefSeq and is a predicted model, not a curated record. The annotation marks the transcript as partial. The transcript is spliced from 3 exons.
GACCUGGGCUCCAUCUGCACCACUGUCCCCAAAGCCAUGCACAAUUCCCUCUGGGACACCAGAGACAUCUCCUACUCAGGAUGUGCUGCUCAGGUGUUUUUCUUUGCCUUCUUCAUGUCAGCAGAGUUUUCUCUCCUGACCGUAAUGUGCUACGACCGCUACAUGUCCAUCUGCAAACCCCUGCACUACAGGACCCUCCUGGGCAGCAGAGCUUGUGCCCACAUGGCAGCAGCUGCCUGGGCCAGUGCCUUUCUCUAUUCACUGCUGCACACAGCCAAUACAUUUUCCCUACCCCUGUGCCAUGGCAAUGCCCUGGACCAGUUCUUCUGUGAAAUCCCACAGAUCCUCAAACUCUCCUGCUCCAAAUCCUAUCUCAGGGAACUUGGGCUUCUUGUGCUAAGUGCUCUUCUAUUUUUUGCUUGUUUUGUGUUCAUUGUUUUCUCCUAUGUGCAGAUCUUCAGGGCUGUGCUGAGGAUCCCCUCUGAGCAGGGACGGCACAAAGCCUUUUCCACCUGCCUCCCUCACCUGGCUGUACUCUCCCUCUUUGUCAGCACUAGCUUUUUUGCCUACCUGAAGCCCCCCUCCAUCUCCUCCCCAUCCCUGGAUCUGGCCCUGUCAGUUCUGUACUCGGUGGUGCCUCCAUGCUACGAGAACGAGCGCGGGGAGCGCGUUUAUACCCUCAAGGACAUGCUCGUGGGGCGUCCUCGUGAUGCGUACAUCCCCAUCCAGAGGUAA